Molecule: messenger RNA, 669 nt
Organism: Metschnikowia bicuspidata var. bicuspidata NRRL YB-4993
Lineage: Eukaryota; Fungi; Ascomycota; Pichiomycetes; Serinales; Metschnikowiaceae
Product: mitochondrial 54S ribosomal protein YmL13
Exons: 1
Coding region: 1-669 (222 amino acids)
Cellular component (GO): mitochondrion
Source: RefSeq, a predicted model, not a curated record
AUGAUCUCCACACGUUUUCUUGGAAGAAGCAUAGGCCAAAGGUCUUUUGUGACAUCGCCUCGCUCUUUCUUUUUGAAAAACAUCUUUGGUUCCAAGGAGUCUAAGACAAAAGAGCUCAUCGAGAAGCAGGACGAAUAUGCCGUGGAUCCAAACUCGAAGAUUCUCGUCUUGAACGAAGAAAACUCCCCCUCUCACAAGGCUUUUGACCCUGAGUCUGACAUUCCUGGUUUCAAGAUCUCUCAGUGGAAGGAGAAGCUCGUGCUUGCACGAGACAUUGAGGCAUCAGUGACAAAAGAAAUGGUUGCAGAUGCCAUCAACAAGGCAUACCAGGAAAGCCACGGCUCAGAGAUCAGCGCAGAAAGUUACGCUACCACGAGCCUCGGUGAUUUACAAAAAAGAUUUGAAUUUGUUAAGAUCGUGCAACAGAAACUUGGUUUCGAUAUCAAAGAUCACACUAUUUCUAGAUCGCACGAUGUGGAGUAUUUGUAUGAAGCCUUGCAGAAGCAAAUAGCCCACAGAUGGUCGAGUGAAAGAAACCCUAACGCUAUUGUGUUGAGACCGGAGGACUUCAAGGAUCAGCCAAAUGUUUACUUGAACAUUGAAUUCAGUGAGAAGGAACAGGCGGAGAUCUUUCAAGAUUUGAAGAAACAGGCAUUGGAGAACGAGUGA